Pangasianodon hypophthalmus (striped catfish) is the source of this 3321-nucleotide messenger RNA. It is a transcript of the gene anpepb.1, whose product is annotated as alanyl (membrane) aminopeptidase b, tandem duplicate 1. Gene Ontology annotation, biological process: peptide catabolic process; proteolysis. Bases 51 to 2957 code for a protein of 968 amino acids. Gene Ontology annotation, cellular component: cytoplasm. The record is from RefSeq and is a predicted model, not a curated record. The transcript is spliced from 20 exons. Gene Ontology annotation, molecular function: zinc ion binding; peptide binding; metalloaminopeptidase activity. Lineage: Eukaryota; Metazoa; Chordata; Actinopteri; Siluriformes; Pangasiidae.
ACAUUCACUCCACUUGCUCCCACUGCCAGUUUCCAGCACAUCUGUUCAUCAUGGGUAAAGGGUUCUUUAUUAGUAAAACGGUCGGGAUCGUCGGGAUCGUGUUGGGCGCUGGAGCUGUGGCCACCAUCAUUGCCCUCUCUGUCGUUUACUCUCAAGAAAAAUCCAAAAACAAAGAGUUAGAGAUAAAACCCACUGAAGCAACAACAACAACAACAACAACAACAACAACAGGACCAACAACAACAACAAUCCAGUCAACCACAUCAGCAUCCAAUGAAGUAUGGGAUAAAUAUCGUCUCCCUGAUACUCUUAUCCCAGAGUCUUACGAUGUCACGUUAUGGCCACGUCUCAAACCGGACUCCACAGGCCUCUACAUCUUCACGGGAAACUCCACCGUGGUGUUCAAGUGUGUGAAGGAGACGGAUCUGAUCCUGAUUCACUCCAACAAGCUGAACCUGACGGCUGACACCACACUGAGCGCGCUCAAUGGCUCUCCUGCACCGUCCAUCACGUCCAUGCAAACCAUCAGCAAAACUCAGUAUCUCGUUUUCCACCUGAGUGAGAAAUUAAAAGCAGGAGAGUGGUACAAACUCCACACCGAGUUCGUAGGGGAACUCGCCGACGAUCUGGGAGGAUUCUACAGGAGCGAGUACGAAGUAAAUGGAGUAAAGCACGUGGUGGCCACGACACAGAUGCAGCCUACAGAUGCCCGGAAAGCGUUCCCUUGUUUUGAUGAACCUGCAAUGAAAGCUGUUUUUAAUAUCACUCUGCUGCAUGACCCAGAAACCAUCGCACUUUCCAAUGGCAGGGAAAUUGAGUCAGUUAAAGUGACUGAAGGUGGUGAGACGCUCAAUAAAACACGAUUUGAAUCUACCGAGAGAAUGUCAACAUACUUGCUGGCGUUUAUUGUCAGUGAUUUUAAAGCGAUUGAGAAAAUGGAAGGCGAAGUUUUGAUUCGUAUUUUUGCCCGUAAGGAGGCCAUCGAUGCAGGUCACGGACAAUACGCACUGAACAUCACGGGCAGGAUCCUGAAAUUCUUUGAAAACUAUUAUAAUGCCUCUUACCCACUUUCCAAAUCAGAUCAGAUAGCUCUGCCGGACUUUAACGCUGGUGCGAUGGAGAACUGGGGUUUGAUCACGUACAGAGAAACAGCUCUGCUCUACGACAGUGAAGUGUCCUCUAACGGGAAUAAAGAGCGAGUCACCACCAUCAUCGCUCACGAACUCGCACACAUGUGGUUUGGGAAUCUGGUAACUAUCAAAUGGUGGAACGAUCUCUGGCUGAACGAAGGUUUCGCCUCCUACGUUGAAUAUCUCGGAGCCGACAAUGCUGAACCUGAUUGGAAUAUUAAAGACCUGAUCGUACUGUACGACGUGCACAGAGUUUUCGCCGUGGAUGCUCUGGCCUCCUCCCACCCGCUGUCCUCUAGAGAAGAUGAAGUCCUGAGACCAGAGCAGAUCAGCGAGGUGUUCGACGCCAUCUCCUACAGCAAGGGGGCGUCGGUGUUGAGGAUGCUCUCGGAUUUCCUGACUGAAGCUGUUUUUGUGAAAGGCCUCAGUAGCUACCUCAAUCACUUCAAGUUUGAAAACACGGUGUACACAGACCUUUGGGAUCAUCUUCAACAGGCUGUAAACGCCACUGGAACAAAUCUCCCAGCGAAAAUUAGUGACAUCAUGGACCGCUGGGUUCUUCAGAUGGGUUUCCCAGUGGUGACGAUUGACACAGCGACAGGAAAGCUAACUCAGAGUCAUUUCCUCCUGGAUCCCGAGUCUGUCGUGGACCGACCAUCUCCAUUCAACUAUGAGUGGAUUGUGCCUAUUCAGUGGAUGAAAACUGGAGCUCAGCAGAACAUCUACUGGAUGAUGAACAAAAACACUGAAAACAAUGAGAUGAAAGUUUCUGGUUCUGAUUGGCUGGUGGCCAACCUCAACGUGUCGGGAUACUACAGAGUGAACUACGACAUGGGGAACUGGAACAACCUGCUGAGAUUACUCCUGACGUCUCAUGAGAGCAUUGCUGUGAUUAACCGAGCCCAGAUUAUAGAUGAUGCUUUUAAUCUUGCAAGGGCGAGAAUUAUUCAAACCACGCUGGCUCUGAAUACUACAGUGUAUUUAUCAAAGGAGAGAGAAUACAUGCCCUGGAAAUCAGCACUGGACAAUCUGGACUAUUUCUACCUUAUGUUUGAUCGUACGGAGAUUUACGGCCCCCUGCAGGCUUACAUAAAGCAACAAGUGGAGCCACUUUUCCUGUACUUUAAAACCAUCACUAGGAACUUUACAGAGGUCCCCGCUGGUCACAUGGAUCAGUAUAACGAGGUGAACGCUCUUCGCAUGGCCUGCAGCUCUGGAGUGGAGGAAUGCAACACUCUUGUUCAGAAGUGGUUUGAAGAGUGGAGGAAUAACCCAAGCAUCAACCCGAUUCACCCUAACCUGAGGUCGACGGUGUACUGCCAAGCCAUCGCUGCAGGGGGCGCCACAGAGUGGGACUUCGCCUGGGCCAUGUUUCAGAGCGCCACCAUCGCCACCGAGGCCGAUAAACUGAGAGCUGCCAUGGCGUGCAGUACCACACCCUGGAUCCUCAACCGGUAUCUGAAAUACACACUGGAUCCAACAAAGAUCCGUAAACAGGACGCGACAUCUACAAUCAUCUACGUAGCGAAUAACGUGGUGGGUCAGCCGCUAGCCUGGGACUUCAUUAGAGCUAACUGGGAGUACAUCUACAGAGAGUACGGCGGGGGAUCGUUCUCCUUCGCUAAUUUAAUCAACGGCGUCACCAAACGCUUCUCUACUGAGUUUGACCUCAAACAGUUGGAGCAGUUCAGAAACGAUAAUGAACACAUCGGAUUCGGUUCUGGUUCCAUGGCCAUCGAUCAGUCCAUCGAGAGGACGAAGGCCAACAUCAAGUGGCUCACACAGAACAAGGACGAGGUGGAGGCGUGGCUCAAGGCGGCGAUUUAAUAAUAAACACACUCACACACACUCACACACACACACACACACACACACACAAUCACACUCACACACUCACACACACAAUCAUGCUCACACACUCACACACACACACACACACACUGGUAAAUGAGACAAACUGGUUUAUUUAUUUGUCAUAUGCUGAUAUUUCCCAGAAGUCUUUUUUUUUAUCCAGUGAUCAUCUUUAUCACUAAUUAGUUAGUGAUUUCACUAAUAACACAAACAUGGUUUUAUUUUAAAUAUUUGAUUUUAAUUUUAAGUAACUGCUUUUGUGUUAAAUGACUGACGCACUGAAAUCUUCCAUUUCUGUUAAGAUGCAGAAUCAAAUAAACCAAAUAUUUUUCUUUUCAAA